Emiliania huxleyi CCMP1516 is the source of this 486-nucleotide messenger RNA. RefSeq lists its product as hypothetical. The transcript has 3 exons. The record is from RefSeq and is a predicted model, not a curated record. Lineage: Eukaryota; Haptophyta; Isochrysidales; Noelaerhabdaceae. Bases 1 to 486 code for a protein of 161 amino acids.
AUGCCGACUGGCGCAGCGUCGUCCAGUUAUGGCCCCGAAACGAACGUGGUGGACAUCGUCAUUAUUGGUGCUGGCCUGAGCGGGCUAGUCGCCGCUGCCUACCUCAAAAAGGAGGGGAUAGACUCCUUUAUCGGCGCUGUAGGAGGCACCUGGCGCGACCACCACUUUCCAAACGCUGGGACAGACACCGAGGUGCCAACCUACUACCCGUCUUUCCUGCCGACCCCCGAGACUUCCUCGCAGUUUGGUGAGCGCGACGAGAUCCUGUCGUACUUUGCGCCCGUUUUUGCCCAUUUUCGGCCAGCCCUGGCCAAAGAAACCAGCACCUCAACCGGCUUCCCUGAGCGUCACAGCUCGGUGAUCGCGCCGGCCGGACACCACUGUAACGUCCGUUCCGGGCAUUUGAACGCGACCUUCGGGGGCAAAGACAUGGGCUCUAUCGAUGGGCUCUAUGGCUCAGACUGGACUCCUCUUGGUCCCUUCUGA